AUGGCGACUACGCUUCCAGAUAGUUUGAAGUCCGCAGAUAUCGGGCGCUUCGUCACACGAGCAGCGCAAAUCGAGCGCGCAAAACCGGUGAUUGCAUAUUGGUGUAAUUACUGGGUCGUUAAUCAGAUUAUAUCGAAGGGUCUUCAUUCAACCGAUGCGGAAUCAACACAGUUUACGACGGAUUUGAUGGAUAAGUUGGAACGAUUUAAAAGCGAAAACCCUGAUAAUGACGCUAUAACGGAUAACGUUGCUGGACAAGCUUAUGUCGAGCAAUUUGGACUCGAGGUCUUUACAAGAGCUGAUAAUGCGGUUCGCGCUAAUAAGGCUACAAAACAAACCGCCGAUACGUUUCUCGCAGCAGCUACAUUCCUUGAACUCUGUCAAAUAUGGGGCGACGUCGAUCCAGACAUUACAUCCAAGAUCAAAUUCGCAAAAUACCACGCUGUUCGAAUUGCUAAAGCUAUAAAGAACGGGGAGGACCCGAAUCUGUCGAAUCCCGUUAUAGAAAGUCAGGCCCCAGCUAGUGAAAUGCAAACUCUGAAUCCGGAUGAUCCCGAAGUUCGAGCUCUCCAAGGCACCGCGGAUCGAGAACGUCAGCCUUCUGUGGAAGAAGUGCCAGAUGAAGCGGAUCGUCUGCAGAGAAGUCUUGCGCAGCAAUCGAUACUAGAUGAAUCGCUUCACCCGUCGCGAUCGUCCUCGUUACCACGUCCGUCACCAUCUACAACCGACACUUCUAAGGCUGAAGAUCUUCCAGCUGUGCCGUCGGCUCCGGAGCUUCCAUCAGCUCCUUCAGACUUGACGCUUCCACAGACCCCUUCCACUCUUCCCGAUACGCCUGAAACAUUCACGAAUCCUUCCGCCGCUUUUGAAUCGUUCCCUCCACCCGCAGUUGUACAAAUGUCGAACGCAGCCGAUCCCUCCGACCAACCGCCAUUGCCUCCUAGUCUCGCUCAACAGCGAGUGAUUCCUCCAGCUCCGGCGCGUGCGCCAGUACCUGUACCUCCAGUAGCAGCUAUACCAUCAGUACCUCAAACAUCGCAAUAUGAUCUAACCGCGGACGAUCAAGCCAUCACACAAGCACAGAAGCAUGCGCGAUGGGCGGUUUCGGCGUUGAGUUUUGAUGAUGUGCCAACGGCUAUCAAAGAGUUGAAGAAUGCGCUUCAACUGUUGGGCGCCGAGUAG
Molecule: messenger RNA, 1182 nt
Organism: Talaromyces marneffei
Lineage: Eukaryota; Fungi; Ascomycota; Eurotiomycetes; Eurotiales; Trichocomaceae
Exons: 4
Coding region: 1-1182 (393 amino acids)
Biological process (GO): late endosome to vacuole transport via multivesicular body sorting pathway
Cellular component (GO): multivesicular body
Source: RefSeq, a predicted model, not a curated record